Triticum dicoccoides is the source of this 2646-nucleotide messenger RNA. RefSeq names its product 3-ketoacyl-CoA synthase 6-like. Gene Ontology annotation, cellular component: membrane. The record is from RefSeq and is a predicted model, not a curated record. Lineage: Eukaryota; Viridiplantae; Streptophyta; Magnoliopsida; Poales; Poaceae. Bases 802 to 2172 code for a protein of 456 amino acids. Gene Ontology annotation, biological process: fatty acid biosynthetic process. Gene Ontology annotation, molecular function: acyltransferase activity, transferring groups other than amino-acyl groups. The transcript has a single exon.
UAUUUUAUUUUGCAAUUUCCCUUCUAUUCCUAGUAUCAGUUUACUUAUUUUGUUCGAGUACAUAUAGCUCCAGUAGAUCCUCUCUAGCAAUAACAAUUGAAGCAAUAUAUGUUAAUUUAUUGCGCCAUCAUUGCUUUAUCAAUACAAACCGCCCGCUGCUCUCAAAAUGAUGCCCGUGGCACAAUCCCCAGGCGGAAAAUUACCGUUCUGAAGGACAAUCCCAAAAAACAAAACUAUGGACUAAAAUUUCUGGGAUUAUUUGGAGGUACCCUGAAAAGAUGGACCAAAUUAGUUGGUUGGUAGCUUCACAAUGUCGGCAUCUUAAUAAUCUGAAUAAGAGUGCUCCUACUGUGCCAUGUGAAAAACAUGGCUUCUAGGCUACUAUUAAUGCACAACAUGAAUGAUAGAUACGUACAGUAUAGAUGGUUGAGAAAUUGACUGGUCUCAUGACCCCCACCACUCUUUUGCUAUUUGGAGAAUGUUUUUGUUUCGAUAUGCUACGAUGUAGUGCAAUAAACGUUGAAAGUUAGGGUCCCAAGAGGGCAAGAGGCCAUGACAGUUACACAGUUGUCCUAUGGUUUAUUUUAUAGCUCUUUGCAAAUCUUUUUAAGCAACAAUAUAAUGUUAACCCAUUAUAGCAUCAACCCUGAUCCCCAUAUGACGAUCUCCCACAAGUUUCCUCCUCUAAUAAUCCUAUAUACACUACACCAUCAGACAACCUGCUUCGUCAUCUCUCAUCACACUCUUCUCAAAUUGCUAUAAAAUCUAGCUGCCAGCAUCCUCCUCCAUAUUGUCAACGCCAUGACACUAGCAGCGGCCUGCCUCCUAAAAGUUGCACAAUGGCUUGCCGUUGCAGGCGAGCCACUUCGUGCCCUCUGGCCAAUCCACCUACUCAUGCCCAUUGUUCUUCCAACUGUUGCAGCUACUGUCUACCUGGCAUAUCGCCCUAGAGCCACAUACCUUGUUGACUAUGCUUGCUUCCGGCCUAGCCCCAACUAUCGAUUCCCAAGGGCGGCCUUACUCGAGCAUGCACAUAUGUCGACCUUCCUUGCCGAUUCUACCAUUAACUUCAUAGCACGAGUUCUUGAGCACUCCGGUCUUAGUGAUGAGACUUGUGUUCCACCGGCACUUUCUUACAUUGAGCCAUAUUGUAGUCUGGAUGAAGCCCGCGCCGAGGUAGAACUGGUCGUCUUCUCAGUGGUUGAUGAUCUACUGGCUAAGACGAGGAUUGACCUUGAUACGAUUGACAUUCUGGUCACUAACUGCAGUGUCUUUUCACCGGUUCCAUCGAUUGCCGACAUGAUUGUCAGCAGGUAUAAGCUGCGAGGUGACCUUCGCGUCAUCAACCUCUCGGGGAUGGGUUGCAGUGCAACAGUAACUGCAGUUGGGCUUGCAAGGAACAUCUUGGAGGUCAUGCCUUUUGGAUCGCAAGCGCUAGUGGUGUCAACGGAGACCAUCGGACCCAACCACUAUGCGGGUAACAACCGCUCCAUGCAGUUGGUUAAUAUCUUGUUCCGCAUGGGCGGUGCAGCCGUCCUGUUAUCGAGUUCUAGGUCCAAGGCUAGGUUCCGCCUCACACAUGUUGUGCGGACGAUCACUGCUAGCGAUGACAAUGCCUACCGGUGCGUCUACCAAGAGGAAGAUGACGAGGGAAUCAAGGGCGCCAAUCUGUCAAAGAACCUCAUGGCUAUUGCUGGAGACGCUCUCAAGGCCAACAUCACGGCCAUGGGGCCACUUGUCUUGCCUACAUCAGAGCUGAUCAAGUUUCUUCUUGUCUCCUUGGCGAGGAAGGUGUUCCUUGGGAGGAGGAUAAGGCCUUACAUUCCCAAUUUCCGUACAGCGUUCAAACACUUCUGCAUCCACGUUGGUGGACCAGCGGUGAUCAGCUCGGUACAACGUGGCCUUAAUCUAUCCGAUGAGCAUGUCGAGCCUUCACGAAUGACACUGCAUCAAUUCGGAAAUCAGUCAAGUGCAUCUGUGUGGUACGAGUUGGGAUACAUAGAAGCCAAGGGUCGAAUGCUAAAAGGUAAUAGGGUCUGGAUGAUUGGUUUCGGAGCUGGAUAUGAAUGCAACUCCGCAGUGUGGGUGUGCAUCCGUACAUGUACAUCUCACGGUGACCAUGGGCCAUGGGCUAGUUGCAUCCAUCGAUACCCACUAGAUGUGCAGAAAUAAAGUUAACUUGACUAUACUCUCACCAAGAAGAUCACAGGCAACGCAAACGUACAAAAUUGAAACCAUCCAUUGCUAUCGACCAUCGCCAGUUUUCUGGAUUGUUUCAUUCUAUUCUUUUUGUUAUCAUUAAGCAAGAUGUGUAAGAUAAAUCGGAUGGGCUAGCUUCUGCAGCUUGGCUUUCUUAAGCAUCUGAAAACUUAGUUUGUAGGUGUCAUUCAUUUGUUGUGUGGUAUUUUGUUGAAAUAUUCUUAUGUACACUAAAUAUGUAUUCUCCAAAUAUUUUUCUUCAACUGCCAACUGUUUAACCAAUAGUUGUUCAGAUUAUUUUGUUCAUACACAAAAAUUUAGUAGAAUCCAGUUUCAUAUCAUGAGCUUUAACAUCUCUCAAACAAACCAGCGUAAUAAGAUAAACAAAUAUCAAGAAUUGAUUGUGCUCUUACAUUAUACGAUGCAAGAUGAGGUUAUUUACUUUUG